UCCAGGAACACGCCAAGGAAUCGGCUCAACGGGUGCUAAGGUGCAGCUGGCUCUGGGGGUGGGACAGCCAAGUAACAGCUUCACCCCGCUCCCUGGAGCACGGUGCCCCAAGAUGAGCUCCCUGCAGCACGAUGUCCCCUGCAGCAUCACAUGGGGGCCAGCACUGAUGCUGGGAGGUCUGUCUCUGUCCCAGCCUUGCCAUGGCACGUGAAUACUUCACCCACAAGGGGUUGCUGUUCCCAUGCCUGGAUUAUUCCCCCGAGGCGCUGAGCUACGUGGAGAAUGAAUUCCAGGUGCGGGACGACGACGUCUUCAAUGUCACCUACCCCAAGUCAGGCACUAACUGGAUGCUGGAGAUUCUGAGUUUGAUCCGUUGUGACGGGGACCCCGGCUGGGUGCGCAGCGUGCUGAACUGGGAGCGGUCGCCCUGGCUGGACAACCAGGGUGGGCUGAAGGCUGCCCUGAAAUACCCCCCGCCCCGGCUGCUCUGCUCCCACCUCCCCGUGCAGCUCUUCCCCAAGUCCCUGCAGCGCUCCAAGGCCAAGAUCAUCUACACCCUGCGCUGCCCCAAGGACGUCCUGGUCUCGCUCUACCACUUCUCCAAGCUGCUGCACCUGUUCAAGGACCCUGGCUCACUGGAUUCCUUCCUCGAGGACUUCCUGAGCGGGAAUGUGGCCUAUGGUUCCUGGUUCGAUCACGUCACUGGCUGGAUGGGGCUGAAGGGGAACGAGAACUUCUUCCCCAUCACCUACGAGGAGCUGCAGCAGGAUCCACUGGGCAGCGUGCGGAGAAUCUGCCACUUCCUGGGGAAGGAGCUGAGUGAGGAGCAAGUGGCCGCUGUGGUGGAGAACGCCUCCUUCCAGGGCAUGAAGGGGAACAAAAUGUCCAACUUCUCCCAGUUGGACAACAAGUACAUGGACCACCAGAAGGGGGAGUUCUUGAGGAAAGGGAUCUGCGGCGACUGGAGGAACCAUUUCUCGGAGGCGCAGAGCCAACGAUUCGACACUGUUUACCAGGAGAGGGUGCAAGGUCUGGGCAUGACCUUCCCCUGGGACUGACGGCCCUGCGCCCGCCACGUCUGUGCCCGCAAUACACCAGCCCUGCGCCACCCACGUGCUGCUGUGCUUAUUGUGCCCUGGGAGAUGCCCCCUGGGGCAGCGUCACUAGCGCAUCUGCAAUAGGCAGAGCCGGCUGGGGCGUGUGUCCAGCAGAGGCCAGUGCGCACACGGCAGGGCUCAUCUGAGGUGUAUUUAAAGAGAGCAUGGCGUGGGAGUUGAGCCUCGGUGCCUCAAGGAGCAGCCUGCUCUGUGUCUCUCUAGUUUGGGUUCCUGUGCGUCAG
Chelonia mydas (Green sea turtle) is the source of this 1339-nucleotide messenger RNA. Its product is annotated as sulfotransferase 2B1-like. The transcript is spliced from 6 exons. Gene Ontology annotation, biological process: sulfation. Gene Ontology annotation, molecular function: sulfotransferase activity. Gene Ontology annotation, cellular component: cytoplasm. NCBI's taxonomy places the organism in Eukaryota, Metazoa, Chordata, Testudines, Cheloniidae. The coding region runs from base 201 to 1058 and encodes 285 amino acids. The record is from RefSeq and is a predicted model, not a curated record.